AUGGUGUAUGCAUAUAACACUGCAAUUUCCUGGAAAGGUGGGGAUGUUGAGUUUGGGAAAGUUCUUUUCAUUCUGAACUAUAUUGAUAUUUCAAACAACAAUCUAUCUUGGAGAAUUCCUGCCAAAAUGGGAUUCCUCAAGGGCUUGAUAGCACUUAGCCUUUCAAGGAAUCAUCUCAGUGGAAGAAUCCCAAACACAUUGGGAGGCAUGGAACAGCUAGAGUCUUUGGACCUCCCGCUAAACCGGUUGAAUGGCAGCAUUCCUCUAGAACUCCAGUUGUUGAUUUGUGACAACUCUUAUGGCAUUAGCGACUACACAAGCAUUGAUACAGAUGGUGAAACGAAGAAUUCAGAGGCUGAAAUGAAUGGUUGGGUAGUGGGACUCGGAUUGAGAUAUGGUUUGGGAUUCGCUAGUGUGAUUGGAAUAUUGACUUUCAAUAACGGGGUUGAAGCAUUAUUGGCAAUGCACCCUGUAAAUUCUAGAGAGGAAAUUGAUGAAUUGAUUUCUGAAGUAAACCAGCCAGUUUUUGAUGUUAACAUUGUUGUGGAUAAAGAGACUAUAGAGGUUAAGACUGCUCAUGCUACACACAAUGAGAUCUCUGAGUCACCGACACACACUAUUGACUCUCAGAACACUGAGAUAUCGCUAGAGGCUAAGGUAACUAACACUGAGAAACCAGAGACUGAGAAACUGGUAGAUGCAGAGGUACUUACAUAG
This is a messenger RNA of Cryptomeria japonica (Japanese cedar), 717 nucleotides long. RefSeq names its product receptor-like protein 39. NCBI's taxonomy places the organism in Eukaryota, Viridiplantae, Streptophyta, Pinopsida, Cupressales, Cupressaceae. The record is from RefSeq and is a predicted model, not a curated record. The transcript has 4 exons. Gene Ontology annotation, molecular function: protein binding. The coding region runs from base 1 to 717 and encodes 238 amino acids.